This is a messenger RNA of Postia placenta MAD-698-R-SB12, 1386 nucleotides long. RefSeq lists its product as hypothetical. Gene Ontology annotation, molecular function: 8-oxo-7,8-dihydroguanine DNA N-glycosylase activity; damaged DNA binding. Lineage: Eukaryota; Fungi; Basidiomycota; Agaricomycetes; Polyporales; Adustoporiaceae. Gene Ontology annotation, cellular component: nucleus. Bases 1 to 1386 code for a protein of 461 amino acids. The record is from RefSeq and is a predicted model, not a curated record. The transcript is spliced from 4 exons. Gene Ontology annotation, biological process: base-excision repair; base-excision repair, AP site formation; nucleotide-excision repair.
AUGACCUGUGUAGUCCCUGCUGGUUUUCGUUCUCUCCCGCUAUCCGUCACGCAACUCUCACUUAGCGCAGUGCUGCAGUGUGGCCAGUCUUUCCGCUGGAGUAUUUUCCCGCUGGUCAUACCCUCGAUCUCCCCUGGCACAACCCUUCACUCUCCAACACACGAGUAUCGCCUGUGCUUGCGUGACCGCAUUGUCUGUCUUCGUCAAUGUCCCGACAUACUCUUCUACCGUUCGGUGUUCCCUAACACAUCUGGCGAACUGGACUUAGAGGUCUUGGCUCAACGAGAGAAGGAAACACUUGCAUGGAUACACGACUACUUUCAGCUUAAUGUCGACCUGGUGAGCCUCUACAACCAGUGGGGUAAGCGCGAUCCGGUCUUUCAGAAAUGCAAAGAAAGGUUCAGUGGGAUCAGAAUGCUGAGGCAGGAUCCCUUCGAGAAUAUCAUAUCGUUCAUAUGUUCGUCGAACAACAACAUUGUACGAAUCACGAAAAUGGUCAAGGCGCUCUGUCAGCGUUAUUCACCUGCACUAGCCACAAUUCCACCCCCUGACAUGGCACAAAAUACAUCAGACGAGGCCACCUUGCGGAAUCUGCCGCUCACCGAGACAUAUCAUCCGUUCCCGCCGCCCUCGGCCUUGGCUCGGCCAGAAGUUACGGCGACCCUUCGAAGCCUCGGCUUUGGCUAUCGUGCAGACUAUAUACAGAAAACAUGCAAAAUGCUUGUUGAUGCCCGCGGGUCGGGGAAUAUCCAGGGUAAUCAGGUUGAACCAGCCGAAAGCUGGCUUCAAACGCUCAGGAACCUUUCUACGCUGGAAGCGCGAGAUGAGCUAUUAAAAUUUGUUGGUGUUGGGAGAAAGGUUGCAGAUUGCGUCCUUCUUAUGAGUCUAGACAAGCAUGAAGUCAUACCCGUUGACACUCAUGUCCACCAGAUCGCGGUUAAGCACUACGGCAUGAGCGGCUCAUCAAAAUCCAAAAUGGCCAUGACACCUAAACUGUACGACGAAGUGAGCAACAAGCUUGCAGCCGUGUGGGGAGACCACGCGGGAUGGGCGCACUCGGUGCUCUUUACGUCCGAUUUGAAAUCUUUUGCUUCCUAUGGCCUCCCAUCGCCAUCUCCGUCGCUAUCUACACGGACAGAGACUCUGCAACGUGCGGGUAAAACGGAACAGAUGGAUACCAUGAUGCCUCCCUCUACACCAACAAUUGGAAAGCGGAAACGAGGUCGACCGGUAUCGUCUUCGAUCAAAGUCGAGUUAUCAUCAGCCGCGGAACAAUCAUGCGAUAUCAUGGUUCAAACACGUUCUCCACUCGCUUUACAUGAUGACUUUGGAGAACAUACUAGCAUGGUCGACCGUGUGAAGCAGCGACGACGCAGGGUGAUAUAA